AAAGAAGAAGAUGGCGGCGCGGUGGCGUGGCGUAGCGCCGACCCAAAACAAAGCAGAAGCACUCUCCGCACUCUGCCGCUAGAGCGCUCGGGUCGCUGGUGCGCCGGUUGAGGACUUUCGCUCGUGUUGUACUUAUUUAGCGUUGUUUUCGAUGCGGUUUUUUCCUCCUUAACUAAUUUUUCACGCUCUUUACGUUGGGAGAGUUUAUUUGGUCCGAAAUUUAGCGGAAAUAUAUGUAAUAGAGAGAUUUUGGAGUGUCGGGCAGCGCGCGAGUUUGGCUAAGGGUCCUGGCCUAUGGCUGUUUGUGAAAUCUACGUUGAUUUUUUCAAGAAUUUUACUGUAGGUCAUUAAUUUAUGUUUUAGUCGUCAUCGGUUUUCACCAUGGGGAGAGGAAGGAAGUGUCACUACAAGAAUUGUGAUCACAAUGAAGUCGACAACAAAGCUAUGGGAAGACGCUGCAAAUUCUAUUCUCUACCCAAAGAUCGGAUCCGUACAGCUCAGUGGUUGCACUUAGGCGCUGUUGAUCACUUAACACCUAAACGAGUAACUGCAUUCAACUGCUUCAUGUGUUCCUGCCACUUUCUAAACGGGAGAGAAAAUGGUCCUGUUGAAUAUGUUGAAGAGUGUGAUUUUGACAUUGCUGAGGAAGACCUCAUCCAAGAGAGUGAGUUCAAUGACGAAUUAAAUGUCAGGAAAAGAAUUCUAACUCCAAGCACAAGAACACAAUCUCCACCCGUCAAAAACAGGCGGGUGGCUGAUUUGACACCGUCAUCCAAAUUGGCUAUGGAGGCAUUACUGUUGCUUACCAAUGUCUCAAAACCUAUUCCCAAGAAUUGCAACUAUUCCCCAAAGAAGCAGUUGUGGAGGCUGCGAGGGUCCCAUGCAAGAGGAUCUGCUCGUAAAAUCUUGCAUAAUAUGAUGGAUGCAGCAGCCACCCAGGAGCAGGAAACUUAUUCUGAGCUCUGUGAUGACUUGGGUGUAGCUCAUCUUGUUUCGCCCUCUCAUAAUACUUCAGUAGAUUUUUCUGAUGAGAACAAUAAUCUUGAUGAUGAAGUGAAGAGUAGAUGUUAUAGCUCACAAGUAAGCCAAGAUUGUAGCACCACCUCCAGGCAACUUUUCCUAAAUUAUUUUCCAAGCCAAGAUAAUAGCACCACUUUACCUACAACACCCAGUGCAAGUGAAAGAGGUGCUCCAUCCCCUUCUGGUUUCCCACAGCCCAAUGUAACUUUCCAGGAGAGAACCUUCAGAUCAAUUGGUAUUCAGUGUGAUAGGGGGUUCCUCUGCUACGCCAAGUGCAAGAAAAUGAAAGAGGUGGACUUUAGAUUUUAUACUGGUAUUUCACAGGAAGUAUUUGAAAUGAUAUACCAGUUUUUAGGGGGAGAUGAGGUAUGCAACAAGCUCAAGUACGAGUACGAUGCUAAGACUCCUGAAAGGGAGCCCUUCAAUUGGAAGUUAACUGCCCAAGAUAAACUAUUUCUCACUCUAUUGAGAUUACGGAGAGGUAUUCCAGUGAGGGACCUUAAGGUUCUUUUCAAUAUAAGCAAAUAUCAUGCAUCAAGAAUCUGUUACAUAUGGACAAGGUUUAUGAGUCUACAAUUUAAAAAAUUGGACGACCUCAUGUUAACAUCAGCUGCAGCCCAGAAUCCACUCAAGCCAAGAUGCUAUGAAAAGUUUCCAAACCUCAGGGUCAUCAUUGACUCCACUCACUUUAAGAUUCAACAGCCUAAACAUUUUCAGCAGCAAAAUAAUACCUACUCUUCUUACAAGGCUGCAAAUACAAUUAAAUUUCUAGUUGUGAUUUCUUGUUUUGGUGGCCUGUCUUUUUUAAGUGAAGGUUAUGAGGGCAGCAUUUCAGACAGGCAGUUAUUAAUACAAAGUGGCCUUAUGGACCGUCUACAGCCUGAAGAUGCCAUGAUGGCUGACCGGGGCUUUGAUUGUGAGGACCUCUGUGACGAGAGAGAAGUAAACCUCCUCAUCCCUGCCUUUCUUGAUCAGAGAACACAUUUUACUGCUAGGGAGCUGAUACUGAACAGAGCUAUUGCUGUUUCAAGAAUUCAUGUGGAAACAUUUAUAGGCCUCAUUAAACAAUUUCGUUUAAUUAGGUAUAUUAUUCCCAAUUCAAUGCUACCAAUUGCAAGUGAUCUAGUAAGGGUAUGUGCUUAUCUUGUGAAUUUCCAGCAACCUUUCAUAAAAGAUGAUAAUCCAGAAGAUAAUGCAAACUAAUUUCACUCCAUAGUUUUCAGAUUGUAAAUACUUAUGUAUUUAUGUUCAAAGUUUUUAAAAUAUGUGUAUGAUUGAUAGAUUGAUUUUACUGUCUAUGAUACUUUUAAUUAUUAUUUGUCAAUAUUGAAAAUAUUGGAUUUUAUUUGAUUAAACUUAUGUGAACUUA
Frankliniella occidentalis (western flower thrips) is the source of this 2389-nucleotide messenger RNA. RefSeq lists its product as uncharacterized. The transcript has 6 exons. The coding region runs from base 382 to 2223 and encodes 613 amino acids. NCBI's taxonomy places the organism in Eukaryota, Metazoa, Arthropoda, Insecta, Thysanoptera, Thripidae. The record is from RefSeq and is a predicted model, not a curated record.